AAUAAGAUUGGGGUUACACCCAUUAACCAAUCAGCUUCCAUAAUUCAUUAAGUUGAGGGUCCCAAGAUGCUACAAAUCAAUGUACUUCAACCUCAUAUCAUAAAUCAAUAAACCUUAGCACAUAACUAUUUCUUCUUGUGUUGCAUCACUUCACUAACCAUAGUUCACUUCUUACCCUACUCUCGUACAAAUCAUCUAACCAUGAUUACUCAAAAAACAGCAAAUUCUGUUGGAGGAAAAACAGCACGGCCAUGCGAAAGCUGCCUGAAAAAGCGAGCCAGUUGGUUCUGUCCGGCAGAUAAUGCCUUCCUUUGUAACGCCUGUGACUCUUUGGUCCAUUCGGCCAACGAGCUCGCUGGUCGGCAUAAAAGGGUUAGGCUUGAGACUGCUUCGUCUAAGCCUAACCCUAAUACGGCGGUGCCAUCUUGGCACCAAGGGUUUAGCAAAAAAGCUAGAACUCCACGUAAUAAUAAGGCAAAAUCAUCAUAUGUUAGUCAAAUAAUGCCUGUUGUUCCUGAAAUUAAUAAUAAUGAUGAUGAUAAUGAAGGGUUUGUUGAAGAAGAAGAGAAUGAAGAAAGUGAUGUUUUUUUUAAUGUUCCAAAUUUCGAUCAUGAUGAUCAUAAUCAUGAUGAUGGGUUUAAUGAUGUUUCGUUGAUUGGGUUUGAUGGGGAUGAGUGGAAUAAUAUGCAUGGAUUUAUUCCAUUGGGAAAUGAGUUCGAGGGUUUACUCGAAUUUAAACCUGAACCUGAACUUGAACCUGAAAUUGAAGUAGUUAAAACAGAGGAAGAGGAUGAUGUUGGUACAAGUGAUCAUUGUAUAUUUGAUUGGUCAAUUGAUAUGGAAAGUGAGAUGUUAAAUUUUGAUUUGAAUUAUGGGUGUAGUAAUGGAGAAGAAGAGGAAGAAUAUAAGGUAGUGGUGGGACCAAAAGAAGAGGAAAAUUAUGAAAUGAACAUAAAUAUGAAUAUGAAUAAAAGGAGGAAAAUAUUACUAAGAUUAAAUUAUGAGGAGGUUAUCAAUGCAUGGGCUAACAUGGGUUGUUCUUCUCCAUGGAUAAACGGGCAGCGGCCCGACUUUGAUCUUGACAGUGGUGCUUGGCCCGGCCCCAAUUGCAUGAGAGCUGCUAGUCCAAUAGGAUUUUAUCAAGAAGGAAAAGAAUGGAUAGGAUUCAGGGGGGACGUGAAAGGUGGGAAUGAAGAAAGAGAAGCAAGAGUUUCAAGAUAUAGAGAAAAGAGAAGGACAAGAUUGUUUUCAAAGAAAAUAAGGUAUCAAGUUAGAAAAUUAAACGCAGAAAAAAGGCCAAGACUGAAAGGUCGUUUUGUCAAACGAACAAUUUAAAGUCUCACAUAAGAAUUGCUUAUUGAAGGUAUCGAAUUUUGUCUCAAUUGAAGCAACUACUACUAUUCUUGAAUAUAAUUUCGAAUUUGAUUCUUAUCCAGUCCUUUCCUUCUCUCAACCUAUGUUACGUAAUUAAAAAUAAAGAGUUGUUGCCUUGCUGGUAAUAGUUAGCCGCUUGCUAGCUAAGUAAGAUUAUCAAAUAUCCUCUCAAUCGAUCUUGUGAUCGCACAUGUCCCGUACAAUUCUAAAUAUUCUCGUUUUUGUUAUAUAUAUGACGCAAAUUCUAAGAGAUUGAGAAGUUAAUAGUUUAA
Molecule: messenger RNA, 1646 nt
Organism: Amaranthus tricolor (Joseph's coat)
Lineage: Eukaryota; Viridiplantae; Streptophyta; Magnoliopsida; Caryophyllales; Amaranthaceae
Product: zinc finger protein CONSTANS-LIKE 16-like
Exons: 2
Coding region: 202-1335 (377 amino acids)
Biological process (GO): regulation of DNA-templated transcription
Cellular component (GO): nucleus
Molecular function (GO): protein binding; zinc ion binding
Source: RefSeq, a predicted model, not a curated record